Molecule: messenger RNA, 4093 nt
Organism: Pseudogymnoascus destructans
Lineage: Eukaryota; Fungi; Ascomycota; Leotiomycetes; Thelebolales; Thelebolaceae
Exons: 4
Coding region: 458-4093 (1211 amino acids)
Source: RefSeq, a predicted model, not a curated record
ACUCAACCUAAGCUCCUCCAGCCAAGAAACUGUAAAUAGUCGCAGUAUUGCGCCAGUUGCCCUUGGCUGGCAUUGGCAUUUUACAUAUUCCCGCACAUCCCCCCAGCAAAACUAACUCACCACCAUCUCUUGACCUCUCUCGAUCUCUCCGACCUUCUCUUCUCCUUCUCUUCUUUCACUAACUCAAGAUCUCUCACUAUAUCCAGCUUCCCUCACUCCGGCAGACUACGGCGACCACUCUAUCCGUCUCCUCCGUCAUUCGCGCCACUUGGAAACGACCCACCGUGCUUCCACACCGUCAUCGUCUCACUUUUUGGCCCUUAGACUGCGAACAAAGGCCACCCCUUGCAAAACAACCUCCAGAAAGAACAAGACCCUGAGAAGAGACGGAACCCUGCAUUUCUACGCCUAAACAAAAAAGACACCACAUUCGUUUAAAGCUCAGAGAUCACAAGAUAUGGUCACCAUGGCCAAAAACCGAGUGCUCUCGUUCAUGUCGAACUUCUCGAACCGCGACUCCCGCAGCUUGAAAACGCCCUCACCGCCUGGAGAUACCAUCCCCUUCCCGACCUUCCCGGAGAAGCCAGAGCAGCAGCAAGAUGUCUACCGCUCGAGCUCCCCGCAGCGCGGGCCCCAGCAACCCUCGAAUAUUAGGGGCUCACCCACACGGCGCGAGCAGGUGCAGCGGAAUCGCGCAAACUCGAGGCCUAUAUCUAUGGUGCAGACGUACCAGCCGCCGCUGAUGGAGUUGGGGCAGGAUACGCUACCUGAGCUGCAGCCGGUGUUCACGUACCUGAAUAGCCAUAGCAAUAAGCUGUACCAGGAGGGGUACUUCCUCAAGCUCGAUGAUCAGAAUUCGCAUGGGAAACCAAAUUUGGACAGGACGUGGACGGAAUGCUUCGCGCAGCUUGUUGGGACGAUCUUGUCGCUCUGGGAUGUGGUAGAGCUAGAUGCUGCUGGAUCAGAGGGCGAGGUUUUGCCAAAAUUCAUAAAUUUGACAGAUGCCUCUAUCAAAAUGAUCGAGUCGCUCCCCACGAGAUCGUAUGACGAUCAGCCCCUCCAGAAUGUGCUCAGCAUAUCGACAGCGGGUAAGAACAGGUACCUCCUGCAUUUCAACUCGCACCACUCCCUGGUGCAGUGGACCGCCGGUAUCCGCCUGGCCAUGUUCGAGUACGCGACUCUCCAGGAGGCGUACACCGGCGCGCUGAUCGCCGGCAAGGGCAAGUCCCUCAACAACAUCAACAUCAUCCUGGCGCGAUCGACGUUCAAGUACGAGGACUGGGUCCGCGUGCGCUUUGGCGCUGGUACGCCAUGGAGACAGUGCUGGUGCGUCAUCACGCCACCGGAUGAGAAGGAGGUGCACAAGCUGCAGAAGGACUUCAAUAAGAGGAGGUCGGCGUAUGACCGCAGCAGGCCGCCCGUGGUGAAGGGCGAUAUCAAGUUCUACGAUACGAAGAAGGUUACGAAGAAGUCUAGACCGAUCGCGUCUAUUAGUGAUGCGUUUUCGGCUUUUGCGAUUUACCCCCAGUCCAAGGCGCUCAUUGACCCGUCCACUCUGAUUAAGCUCGAGGGAAUUAUUACGAUUCACUCUGACCCGCCGACGUUUACGGAGGGCUUCGUCUUCAUUAUGCCAGAGGUACACGCUGCCGUUAGUGGUUUUGAGAUCAUGUUGCGCUGGCUCUUCCCCGUUUUCGACACCUUCGCGCUCUACGGAAGACCUGAACGGUUGGUCGCCGAUACGAACGACCCGCGGAGUCUGAUGUUCGCCAUGCCGAACGAGAGACGUUACGGGUACCUUGACGUUCUCGGUGUCGCCGCUCUGAUCUCGGCCGAGGGAAGCCAGACCUGGAGCGAGGGUGAGUGGAGGCGGAAACUGAAGGAUUCUACUGCGAAGCGCAUGUUUGCCAUCAGCCAGAACGGCGGCAGCAGGCGCGGCAGCAGGAGAAAUACGUUGAGGGAUGGCUUCAACGACAGGGCGUCCAUUCGCUCCAACCCAUCCAUUUCGUGGGGCCCGCCACCAGUCGACGUCCCAGCUCCACGUACAGAUUCUGCCCCACCUCUAGAAGGCCCAUACCCGCCAUAUCCGUCCGCCGCACAGGCACAACACCAUUCACGCUCGGUGUCCGAAGGCUUCCAGAACAACGGUUUCGCCGUCUACAAAGGAUCCGACGCCCCACCCGCGCUCCCACCACACAGGAACCACAUCGACUCCGACCUCCGCCACGAAUACAACGCGACCUCCCCGCCCCAACAGACCUACCCCGAGGACGACCACUCCCCCAGCGCCCCCGCGCAAGAGCUCCGCGACCUCCAGCUCGGCCCCGGCGGCGUCGAGCCCGUCUCGCGACCCCCGGCCUUCUCGCACGCGGCCGGCACGCUCCCGCCGUCCGCGAAACUGCAGAACUCGCCCGAGCUGCGCCGCGCCAAGAGCCGCAUGUCGAACGGCACGCUGUCGCAGUUUGCGGGCGCGGGCGGCGCCGCGGCCACGCAGGGCGUCGCGCAGUACUGUGCGGGCCUGAAGGAGAUGCGCGUCGCCGAUGAGACGAGGAGGGGAUUGCCAAGAGGAGUACAUGUCUUCGACGACCCUAACCCUGGGAUGAAUGCUAACAUGGCUUCCGGUGCUGAAGGAGUGAUAGUGGGAGGUAAUAGACUCUCUUUCGAACGGCACCCGGAGUCGCUGCAAAUGCGGGCUCCGGAGGAUGCGGGUGGAGCGCCGUUUUAUAACUCCGUCAACAACGCUCAGCAACCACGCACUGCCGUCCGGCCAACCGUCAUUGUGCCUGCGUAUCCGCCACCAUACGUCCAAGGACAUGCGCAGACCCCAUCUCUGGACACCGCCGGCUCGCAACCCCGCAGCGCAAACCGCAACAGUCUCCAGCGAAAGCCGCUCCCGGCCGGAACCCCAGUGGCACCCAUCGGGCCCCUAACUCAUGACCCUAUCUCCCCCGGCGCAGCAUCAACAAUCGGAAGUCUGCACAUGAACCAAGAGGCCUUCGAUAGCAUCCAGCCGCGCGAAAACCAACCAGAGGACCCUGUUGCGCGACAGACCACGAACCUAAGCCACGUGAGCGAUACGAGCAAUUACACCAACUCCCCCACAGAAGGGCCACCAGUCGACCAACCCGUCCCCGCCCGCACAGCCUACGAUCGGCCUCGCAGCGGGAUGAUGCGCACCGUCGGCGGCUACGGCGAUUCCACGCCCAACACCCCCUCCGACAUCCCAACUAUAGAUUUCGGACCGACCAUCAACUACGCCGCCACCACUAACCCCCUAUCCAAGCCCUCCGCAGACAACCCCCAAUAUCAACCACAAACCCCACAACCACCCACCCACCGCGCAUCAACGCACGCCAAACAACUAUCCCGCACACUCGCCUGGGCACCAGGCAUGGCAUUCCCCCUCCCCUCCUCCUCCGGCGGUCUCACCCCCGAAGAAUUCGUCGCCCAACGCGCCGCCGCCGCCGCAGUCGCACAAGGCCACGCGCGCCAAGCCUCCGCGAGCACCUUACGCGCUAAUACCCCCACCCCUCCUAUCGGGGCAGGGGGUAGACCCGGGCACGUUAGGAAUAACUCCUCCUUCGACGCCUUGCAGCGCGAGAGCGCGAGACCUUCUAGUCGUGGUGCUGGUGCGGCGUUGGGGGGGUUGGUGGGGAUGAUUGAUGCGAGGGAGCGGGAGAGACGGGAUGUGGUUAGGGGGGUUAAUAGUCAGGGUGUGCUUCAUGCGAUGGGGCAGAGAGUCGUGCAUGGGCAGGGGCAGGCGCAGAGUCCGGGGGGGAGAGCGGUGAGUCCGGGGCCGGGGCCGGCGUAUGGACAGCCAGGGAGAGCGCGGAGUCCGGGGCCGAUGGGGGCGUAUGGACAGCAGAGACAUCGGUCGCAUAGUCCGGGGCCGAAGGUGGCUUAUGGGCAACCGCAGCAACGGGCACAAUCUCCGGGCCCGAUGGGCGCGUAUGGACAACCUCAGCAACGCAACCAGAGUCCAGGAGGAAUGGAGGUGUAUGACCAGCAAUCGGCCCCUGGGUCCCCGGCGACGUAUCAGCAGCAACAGUACUUCCAGCAGCAGAUGGGGCGGGGGAGGGGAGGGUUUAGGGGGUGA